GUGCCCCUCGUACCUACUUUUCUCUUUUGCUCCGUGGCGUCUUGUAUUUGUGCAUCCAUGGGCUUGCAGCGCUAGCUAUUUGCUUUCGCCUUUCAUGUGAAAAACGGAGGGCACGGUCGGUGGAGUGGUUUAAUUGGGUAAACAUCUCUUUGACACUUGCUCCAGUUAAGUUGUUGACAUUGCCAGACGAAGUGAAACAUACACUUAAGUUGCCGUUAUUAAUGUGACACUCAAACAUUAUUGAUUCCCAUCGUGGAUAUCAUUGCCCAAAUAAUAAAUGUUUCCUUCACACUCAAUGCGUUUAAAAGACACAUACACGUAAUGUGAAUCGGCCGAUACAUCAGAGGGCGAAAGGGGGGAAUGCAUUCUCGCUGGCCGUAGCUCAGAGGCUAGCGCGAUGCCCAGGCGCGGCUUGGCCAUGCCCAGCCGGGCGCGUUGGCUCUUCCUGGGCCUGUUCCUGCUGCUGGUGCUGCUGCUGUUCGCCUACCUGCUGGAGUGCACCCCUCCCGCCGACCUCACCAUGGCCCUGCCCGGCCUGGUGGGUGACGGCUACGGCAAGGAGCACUACCAAGGCCUGCUGCAGGAGCAGGAGGAGCGCCACCUCAACCGCGCCGCCAGCCUCAAGCGGCAGAUCGCCCAGCUGAAGCAGGAGCUGCAGGAGAUGGGCGACCGGCUGAAGCUCCUGCAGGAGCGGAAGGAGCCGCCCGGCGUGCCGGGCCUGUCCGAGGCCAAGGACCAGGAGCCGGGCGACCUGCUGGAGUACCUGCACUCGCAGAUCGACAAGGCGGAGGUGAGCACGGGCGCGCGCUUCCCCAGCGAGUACGCGGUGGUGCCCUUCGAGAGCUUCACCUCGUCCAAGGUGUACCAGCUGGAGAUGGGGCUGACGCGGCACCCCGAGGAGAAGCCCGUCCGCAAGGACCGGCGGGACGAGCUGGUGGAGGCGGUGGAGGCGGCGCUGGACAUCAUCAACAACCCCGACGAGGAGGACGGCGCCGACGACGACGCGCCCAUGCAGAGGCAGACCUACUCGGACCUCCACUUCACCGAGGGGCUGUACCGGACGGAGCGGGACAAAGGCACGCUGUACGAGCUCUUCUUCGCCAAGGAGGACUCCAGCAGCUUCCGCCACGUCACGCUCUUCCGGCCCUUCGGGCCCCUGAUGAAGGUGCGCAGCACGGCGGUGGAGACGCAGGGCGUGGUCAUCAACGUCAUCGUGCCGCUGGCGGGCCGAGUGGAGACCUUCAUGCAGUUCCUGCUCAACUUCAGGGAAGUGUGCGUCCAGCAGGAUAGGAGAGUUCAUCUGACGGUGGUUUACUUUGGGCAAGAGGGCCUGCAGGAGGUGAAGUCGUCUUUGGUGAAGCUCUCCAGCGAGGAGAGCUUCUCCAACUACACCCUGCUCCCGGUGGACGAGGAGUUCUCCCGGGGCCGCGGUCUGGACAUCGGGGCCCACGCCUGGACCAGGGGCGACGUGCUCAUGUUCUUCUGCGACGUGGACAUCCACUUCACCCUGGACUUCCUCAACGCCUGCCGCCUGCACGCCUCUCCUAACAAGAGGGUGUUUUACCCUGUGGUUUUCAGUCUGUACAACCCCGCCAUUGUUUAUGGAAACUUGGAACAGCCUCCUCCAGUUGACCUGCAGCUGAAUCACAAGAAAGAGGCUGGCUUCUGGAGAGACUUUGGCUUUGGAAUGACAUGUCAAUACCGGUCAGACUUCCUGAACAUCGGGGGUUUCGACCUGGACGUGAAGGGCUGGGGCGUGGAGGACGUGCACCUGUACAGGAAGUACCUGAGGAGCGACCUGAUCGUGACACGCACCCCCGUGGCGGGCCUGUUCCACCUGUGGCACGAGAAGCGGUGUGUGGACGAGCUGACCCCGGAGCAGUACAGCAUGUGCAUCCAGUCCAAGGCCAUGAACGAGGCCUCCCACUCCCACCUGGGCAUGCUGGUGUUCCAGGAGGAGAUCAAGGCCCACCUCCGCAAGCAGGCCUUCAAGACCCGCAGCAAGCCCGAGGGCUGAGGGGGUGGGAGGAGGAAGGGGGCAGCUCUUUAUACUGACAGUUCUGGUGCCCCACAAGCAGCACACAGACCCGCUUACAUUUCAGUGGCUCGGCAGUAGACACAGAUGAAUGUACGACAUGGCCGACGCGUUGAGUGUUCCAUUUCUACGAUGCCGCUCAGGACAUUCCAAGGCGCAGCCCUCACAAAGGACGGCAGUCGGAACGAAACCUUAGGGGACGGAUUUAUUGUUUGUGUAAAAUUCGUGGCAAAAUGCCUGGAGUUCAUUUCGGACAUUGAAGAGACUUCUCACACGGUAUUCAGUGGAGUUUUAAGGGAGUCAUUUGUCUCACGUUCUCUUGCUACAUCAGUAUUCCACAAGUUACUGUGAUUUCAAGGAGCGUUGGCCAAACUAUUUCUAGCAAGAACACGACUCCAAUACCGAGGUAUCAAAAUGUUGCGUUCACCUUUGGGAAACUGGUACUAAUAUUUAUGGCUGGAGUUUAAUUUGCAUCGGACUUGCAACUUAAGUCAGACAAAACAUCUAAAGGAUCGUCUUUUGGUUUUAAGAGUUGGAAUAGCGCACAAUCUGGACCAACCGGCACGCAAAGUGUUAUUGUUCUGUUCCUGUCAUGAUGCCCGUGAACUGGGACCAAGUUAGUAUUUAUUAACGUCAUGCACCUUCAGCCAUGAACCAUUUCAUGAAGCUUGUAAAUGAACAUUACUAGUCAAAAUAAGGGACCUAUCAUGUUAUUGUAGCCUUGGUAGGAAAAAGGGACAAUCCUUCAGUCUUCCUUGCUCAGAGGGUAAGCCUUUGUAUUACGUUGAGUUCAUGGUCCAGAACCAGUGUAAGGAUCGUUCAGAUGUCUUGAUUGUCCAGUGGGAUUUCUCACAGCACUAUCAUUCCAAAUACUUGUUAGAGGCGGCACACGUUUUGUACUUUAUUUUCUUCCACGUGGUUUAAUUUUGUUUAACACUUGUGCCUUCUUAACGUGAUGCAGCAAUCACAUUAGUCAGGUCAUUGUUGUUGAAGUGGCACGUUCAUAGAUCUGUUGUACAUUUUAUUUCUUGUUCGAUGCGAUUGGCUAUCGCACUGGAAUCGGUAGGAUUGUAGGAGACCCUAUCUGGAAUGUAGGAUAGGAGAGAAUAGUUUUAGGGUACAGCUGUCCACACGACAGGCCGCGAGCAAAGUGCUUCUCUUCAUCUCAAAUGGAACGCAGGUUGACAUGCCAUCCCAUUCUGUAGUAGUUAGUUUUUAUUAAUCAGUUAUAGCAAACAUGUCUGCUUUUGUUAAGUCUGACCAGCCAUCUCUGCUUACUCUGUAUAUAGACUUCACUUCCUGUUCAUCUUUUUAAUGAGGAAACAGCUUGUUGAAUUCUGAAAUGAUUUAUUCGACAUGUUGGCCAUUGAAUAAAACAGGAAGCUCUUCACUGCUGCCUUGUCAAGUCA
Molecule: messenger RNA, 3444 nt
Organism: Gadus macrocephalus (Pacific cod)
Lineage: Eukaryota; Metazoa; Chordata; Actinopteri; Gadiformes; Gadidae
Gene: csgalnact2
Product: chondroitin sulfate N-acetylgalactosaminyltransferase 2
Exons: 8
Coding region: 398-2017 (539 amino acids)
Cellular component (GO): Golgi cisterna membrane
Molecular function (GO): glucuronosyl-N-acetylgalactosaminyl-proteoglycan 4-beta-N-acetylgalactosaminyltransferase activity
Source: RefSeq, a predicted model, not a curated record